ACAGUGGCCAUGUGUAGUGUCCUUGGCGACCAACACACAUGCACGGGACCCCAUUAAGCAGGCUGCUGUGUCCAGAAGCCCUAAGUGUGCAUACACACAUUUGGGGGGAGCUGGCCACAGGUGUGUGUGUGUUUGUGUGUGCUCAAAGACCUUGGACUUGGUUCCUGAGGUGAUUUUUUUCUGUUGAGCAUUUUAACCUCCAGCUUAGACUUGUGUUUGUAUUUAAAAACACUUGAACAUAAAGUGUAAACAAUCCAGCCUGUGGAAGGACAGAGGCGGCGGGCAGCCAGCAGAUGGAUCCCGUGGCCAGCAGCUGCAUGACCAGCGCUCACCCCCCAGCCUCAGUCUGGGGCUGCCUCCGGAACCCUCACUCUGAAGGCAGUGGGGCCUCGGGGCUGCCCCACUACACCCCGACCCCAUUCUCCUUCCAUCAGAAGCCAGACUUCCCAGCAGCGACAGCAGCGUACCCAGACUUCUCGACCUCCUGCCUGGCUGCCACCCCUCACAGCCUAUCCCGGGAGCAGCGUGUCUUCAACGAGCAGCACCCUGCCUUCCCACAAUCCCCCGAAUGGCACUUCCCUGUCACGGAGGCCCGGCGGAGGCUCAACCCAGGCCCCAUUGGGGGCUCCAGGGAGCUGGGGGCCAGCAGUCCUGGGCUGGUGGAUGGUGCAGGAAGCCCUGGUGAGGACUACGGGGUGCUCGGGAGCACUGCCAAUGAGCCAGAGAAGAAAUCAUCCACACAGAAAAAGGAGACUUCAGACAACCAGGAGAACCGCGGGAAGUCAGAUGGCAGCAGCAAGGCCCGCAAGGAGAGGACGGCCUUCACCAAGGAGCAGCUGCGGGAGCUGGAGGCGGAGUUUGCGCAUCACAACUACCUGACCCGGCUGCGGAGAUACGAAAUCGCGGUGAACCUGGACCUCUCCGAACGGCAGGUCAAAGUGUGGUUCCAGAACCGACGGAUGAAGUGGAAGCGCGUGAAGGGAGGUCAGCCCAUCUCCCCUCAUGGGCAGGACCCCGAGGAUGGGGACUCCGCAGCCUCUCCAAGUUCAGAGUGAAGCUCUUCUGGGAGGAAAAAGGCUGAGAACUGAGCCCCUGCCCACAAAGCCUCAGCCCAACCCCACCUCCACCUUCUCCCUGUCCCCUGCAGGACGGCCAAUUGACUCAGAUUCAGAGCUGUCUGCAUUCUGGAAGCCUGAAGCUUCCCGGAGUGUCCUCCGGGGUAGGGAGACCCUGCUCUCUGAUAGUGGAGCCUUCCCAAGGGCCUGUGCUUCCCAGUGUAGAUGGAAUCAUCCAGAGUCGGCUGGACCAGACAGAUCUGGAAACAGCUCCAAGGACGAUGGUUCUCAGGGUCUCCUGACCGCCACCCACAUCCCCUCCCACACCAGCCAGGCCUCCUCUAGGUCUGGAUUCCGCCUGGACUGCAGAAAGAGGAAUCCCAAAACCAGCUGGCCACUCAGAGACAGCAGGAUUCCAGAAAAAAGGAAACCAUGGCAACAAGCACCCUGGCCCAGCUCUCUUCCCCAGGCUCCACAGUUGAGGCUUUGGGGAUCCUUAGUUGUCCCCAAACUAUAAGCGAAAUCAGAGGAAGGAGGUUAAGGACUGCAGCUCAGAAUCUGCCACCCAGAAAUUUGUCCCUGCUCCAAAUCCAGUACCUGCGAGUAAGCAAAUGUUUGAACAUUUGACUGAAAAACAGAGACAUUGCAUGCUGUCCCCACGCAGGGCUCUCUGAGCUGGCUUCCCCAGGGCCUAAGCGAGGCCACACCCCAGCUUCACCACCAGUAAGGAGACAGUCGGAGCAGUAGGCCCUGGAGGUGGGGCAGCAAUUCCUUUCUGCAGUGAGACCUGCUCACUCGCCUUGUUGAGUUAAGGGCUGCAAGUGGCCCCUUUGUCAUAGGGAAGGGAUGGCCAGUUGAGGGCUCAGGGACAGGGAGCCCUGGAAUAGAAGGUUUGCAGCCUCAGGGCCCUGUGCUCUCAAAGAAAUCUGAUUACAAUCAGGGCAGGAUUGUAUCACACUCCAGUUGCAGCCAGCCUCUCCUAUGUGUUCCCUAGAGGCCACUCUGCUGGGAGGUUCCUGUGUAGAAACUGCUCAGGCCCCAACUGGGCUCUCUGGGUGUGCCACCGAAGGUCUAAUAGCCCCAGGACUGGGUGCCUGCAGCCUUGGAAAGAGAUGCCCCUGCCUGCUGUGGUGCUCCUUCUAUUUUUUUUUUCAGCCCCAGCUGUGGCUGCAGGGGGAAGGUCACCAAGAGUUGGGAUCACUUGCAUGAAGAUUUCACUGGCCAUGUAUAAAGAUAACUGCCCCUCCCCACCCUGAGAAGGACAAGAACGAUGGAAAAUGAUCGCCAAACGAGAUGGCUGGUUAGAGCGUGUGUGACUUUUUUUUCUAAAGCAUGCUUCAUAUAUUUUCUUAAAAUUGCAUCAAUCUAGCUGUGCAAAGACAAUUUGCAAGAAAGUUCUUGAAGAAAUAAAAUCGAUUUAAAAAAA
Ochotona princeps (American pika) is the source of this 2481-nucleotide messenger RNA. RefSeq names its product mesenchyme homeobox 1 (gene MEOX1). Gene Ontology annotation, cellular component: nucleus. The record is from RefSeq and is a predicted model, not a curated record. Bases 294 to 1055 code for a protein of 253 amino acids. The transcript has 3 exons. Gene Ontology annotation, biological process: positive regulation of transcription by RNA polymerase II. Gene Ontology annotation, molecular function: RNA polymerase II cis-regulatory region sequence-specific DNA binding; DNA-binding transcription factor activity, RNA polymerase II-specific. Lineage: Eukaryota; Metazoa; Chordata; Mammalia; Lagomorpha; Ochotonidae.